CUCCAUCUUCCAGCCUACUCGUUCUCUAAAACCCUAAUACAUUCUCUUCUAGGGUUUUUGUAGUUGCUCUUCUCCGCAGCAGCUACAUCGAGACCUGCCUCCCUCACUCAAGAACCCUACUUUGAUUUUUCUUUUCUUCGAUUCUUCAUAUGGGGAAAUCAGCAAAGAAGUCUGCCACCAAGGUCGAGGCAACUCCUGCUGUUGUUGCACAGGAGACCAAAUCAAUGAAAAAAGGCAAGAGAGACGCAGAAGAGAUUGUUGAGAAGAAAGUGGUGAGUAGUAAGAAACAGAAGGUAGUCAACGGUGGUGUAACUCAGGCUGUUGAGAAAAAGAAGGUUGAAACUAAGACCCAAAAGAAGAACGUUAAGAAACAGGAAAGCAGCUCUUCUGAAGAAAGUUCAUCAGAGUCUGAUGAAGAACCAAAGAAGGUUGUGGCUCCAGCCAAGAAGGCAGCCCCUGUGGUAAAGAAGCCUGUUAAGGAGUCAAGCAGCAGUGAUGAUUCUGAUUCUUCUGAUGAUGAACCUAAACCUAAGAAACAGUCCGCUCCUACAGCUAAAAUUGGAUCGAAUAAAAAACCUGUUAGUAAACCUGAAAGUAGUUCGGAUGAAUCUGAAUCUGAAUCUGAAUCAUCAGAUGAUAGUGAUUCCUCAGAUGAAGAAGAGGCGCCAAAGAAGCCAGCUGCUGUUGCCAAGAAUGGUGCUGCUGCAGCCACCAAGAAAGCCGAGUCAAGUGAUGAGUCUGAUUCAGAUGACAGUUCAGAUGAAGAGGAUGCCAAGGCAGCAAAGAAGCCUGCUGUUGUUAAGAAUGGAGCUGCUGCUACUUCUGCAAAGAAAGCAGAAAGUUCUGAUGACAGCAGCUCUGAAGAAAGCGAUUCUGAAGAAGAGGUUAAGGCUGCCCCUGCUAAGAAACCUGCAGCAGCUGCUGCUGCAACCAAGAAGGCUGAUUCUGAUGAUGAAAGCUCUGAAGAGGAGAGUUCAUCUGAUGAUGAGGAACCUCAGAAGAAGAAGAGUAAGCCAACUGAGACAAAAGCUGCUGCUAAACCAGUAGCAAAGAAAGAAGAGAGCUCAUCUGAUGAGGAAGAGGAAAGCUCUGAUGAAGAGCCAGCAAAGCCUCAAGCUGCUAAAAAGGUAGCUGCAAAGAAAGAUAGCAGCUCUGAUGAAGAGUCUGAAGAAGGUGAUGAGGAAGAAAGUUCUGAUGAAGAUGAGAAAAUGGUUGAUGCUCCAUCAGCCAAGAAAGCUCCUCAAACCCCGGCGACUCCUCAAGCUACUGGAUCAAAAACUUUGUUUAUGGGAAAUUUGAGUUUCCAAAUUGAAGAAAAAGAUGUAGUUAAUUUCUUCAAAUAUGCUGGUGAAGUUGUUGAAGUGAGAUUUGCCAUGAGGGAUGACCGUUUUGCAGGCUAUGGACAUGUUGAAUUUGCAACUCCUCAAGAGGCACAAGAGGCUCUCAAACUUAACGAAGAGCCAUUACUUGAUCGCCCUGUGAGGCUUGAUUUAGCAAAGGAAAGGGGUGCAUUCACUCCAGGGAGUGGAGGAAACGAGAGGUCUUUCCAAAAGAGUGGAGGACAGGGUCAAGGACAAUCUAUAUUCAUAAGAGGAUUUGCUUCUGAUGAUUUUGACACUAUUCGUUCUUCUCUUGAGGAACACUUUGGUCAAUGUGGAGAGAUUGCACGCUUGUCUAUCCCAAAAGACUAUGAAUCCGGGGCUCCUAAAGGGGUUGCUUUCAUUGACUUUAAUGAUAGUGCUUCCUUCAAUAAAGCUUUGGAAUUGAGUGGAACUGAAGUUGCAGGAGGUACGAUAACUGUGGAGGAAGCUAAGCCAAGAGGUGAUGGUGGUGGUGGAUCUGGACGUGGUGGAGGUCGUGGCUUUGAUGGUGGCAGGAGCGGUGGACGUGGUGGUAGGUUUGGUGGGAGAGAUGGUGGUGGAUUCAGCGGUGGACGUGGUGGCAGGUUUAGUGGUGGACGUGGUGGAAGAGAUGGUGGCCGUGGAGGACGUGGUGGUAGAGGAGGCCGUGGACCUAACAGGCCAAGCAUGGCUACCCCUGGUACAGGAAAGAAGACGACCUUUGAUUAAGACCAAGGAGUUAAGAGUGAGGGGUUUUGGUUGGAGGUUUUAGGAUAUUGUUAAAGUUAUGGGUUUCAUUUUUCUUUGUUAUGUGAUGAGAUUUUUUUUCUUAUGUGGUAGUUCUGUCUGAAGCUAGCUUAUUGACAUGUUAUGUAAUAUUUUUGGCAAGUUAUAUGUUUUAUUUACAAUCAAAAAUUGAAAUACAAUUUUCUGUCUUCUCUUUGUUCCAA
Messenger RNA from Lactuca sativa (garden lettuce), 2290 nucleotides. RefSeq names its product nucleolin like 1 (gene NUC-L1). Gene Ontology annotation, molecular function: poly(A) binding. The record is from RefSeq and is a predicted model, not a curated record. Lineage: Eukaryota; Viridiplantae; Streptophyta; Magnoliopsida; Asterales; Asteraceae. Gene Ontology annotation, cellular component: nucleolus.